GCGCCGCCGGCCUCACUCGGUCCCGGCGACGCCUUCCGGAGGGUAGCGGCCUCUAGCCCGAGCAGCAGGAGCAGUCCCCGCCGGACAACGUGCGAGCCAUGGGGCUGGCGGAUGCGUCGGGACCGAGGGACACGCAGGCACUGCUGUCUGCAACACAAGCAAUGGAGCUGCGGAGGCGAGACUACCACAUGGAACGGCCCCUGCUGAACCAGGAGCAUUUGGAGGAGCUGGGGCGCUGGGGCUCAGCACCUAGGACCCGCCAGUGGCGGACCUGGUUGCAGUGCUCCCAUGCUCGGGCCCGUGCCCUUCUGCUCCAACACCUCCCGGUUUUGGUCUGGUUACCCCGGUAUCCUGUGCGUGACUGGCUCCUAGGUGACCUUUUAUCUGGCAUGAGUGUGGCCAUCAUGCAGCUUCCACAGGGCUUGGCCUAUGCCCUCCUGGCUGGAUUGCCCCCCGUGUUCGGCCUCUAUAGCUCCUUCUACCCUGUCUUCGUCUACUUCCUGUUUGGCACUUCCCGGCACAUCUCCGUGGAGCCUCUGUGUCCCUGGACCAGUAGACACAGGGACCUUUGCUGUCAUGUCUGUGAUGGUGGGCAGUGUGACAGAAUCCCUGGCCCCGCAGACCUUGAACGACUCCCCUGUCAAUGAGACAACCAGAGACGCUAACCCGGUGCAGGUGGCUUCCACACUCAGUGUCCUGGUCGGCCUCUUCCAGGUGGGGCUGGGCCUGAUCCACUUCGGCUUCCUGGUCACCUACCUGUCAGAGCCUCUUGUCCGAGGCUAUACCACAGCUGCAGCUGUGCAGGUCUUCGUCUCACAGCUCAAGUAUGUGUUUGGCCUCCAUCUGAGCAGCCACUCUGGGCCACUGUCCCUCAUCUAUACAGUGCUGGAGGUCUGCCGGAAGCUGCCCCAGAGCAAGGUUGGCACGGUGGUCACUGCAGCCGUGGCUGGGGUUGUGCUCGUGGUGGUGAAGCUGUUGAAUGACAAGCUGCAGCGGCAGCUGCCCAUGCCGAUACCCGGGGAGCUGCUCAUGCUCAUCGGGGCCACAGGCAUCUCCUAUGGCAUUGGUCUGAGGGACGGAUCUGAGGUAGAUGUCGUGGGCAACAUCUCUGCAGGGCUGGUGCCCCCAGUGGCCCCCAACACCCAGCUGUUCUCCAAGCUCGUGGGCAGCGCCUUCACCAUCGCUGUGGUUGGGUUCGCCAUUGCCAUCUCGCUGGGGAAGAUCUUCGCCCUGAGGCAUGGCUACCGGGUGGACAGCAACCAGGAGCUGGUGGCCCUGGGCCUCAGUAACCUCAUUGGAGGCAUCUUCCAGUGCUUCCCCGUGAGUUGCUCUAUGUCUCGGAGCCUGGUACAGGAGAGCACCGGGGGCAACUCGCAGGUUGCUGGAGCCAUCUCUUCCCUUUUCAUCCUCCUCAUCAUUGUCAAACUUGGGGAAUUCUUCCGUGACCUGCCCAAGGCGGUCCUGGCGGCCAUCGUCAUUGUGAACCUGAAGGGCAUGCUGCGGCAGCUCAGCGACGUGUGCUCCCUCUGGAAAGCCAAUCGGGCGGAUCUGCUCAUCUGGCUGGUGACCUUCGCAGCCACCAUCCUGCUGAACAUGGACCUUGGCCUGAUGGUUGCGGUCGUCUUCUCCCUGCUGCUUGUGGUGGUCCGGACACAGAUGCCCCACUACUCUAUCCUGGGGCAGGUGCCAGACACGGAUAUUUACAGAGAUGUGGCAGAGUACUCAGAGGCCAAGGAAGUCCCGGGGGUGAAGGUCUUCCGCUCCUCGGCCACCGUGUACUUUGCCAACGCUGACUUCUACAGUGAUGCGCUGAAGCAGAGGUGCGGUGUGGAUGUCGACUUCCUCAUCUCCCGGAAGAAGAAACUGCUCAAGAAGCGGGAGCAGCUGAAGCUGAAGCAACUGCAGAAAGAGGAGAAGCUUCAGAAACAGGCUGCCUCCUCCAAGGGCGCUUCAGUUUCCAUUAAUGUCAACACCAGCCUUGAAGACAUGAGGAGCAACAACGUUGAGGACUGCAAGGUGGGCCCAGGAGAUAAGAUGGAAGAUGCAACAGCCAAUGGUCAAGAAGACUCCAAGGCCCCAGAUGGGUCCACACUGAAGGCCCUGGGCCUGCCUCAGCCAGACUUCCACAGCCUCAUCCUGGACCUGGGUGCCCUCUCCUUUGUGGACACUGUGUGCCUCAAGAGCCUGAAGAAUAUUUUCCAUGACUUCCGGGAGAUCGAGGUAGAGGUGUACAUGGCAGCCUGCCACAGCCCUGUGGUCAGCCAGCUUGAGGCCGGGCACUUCUUCGAUGCAUCCAUCACCAAGAAGCAUCUCUUUGCUUCUGUCCAUGAUGCUGUCACCUUUGCCCUCCAACACCCGAGGCCUGUCCCCGACAGCCCUGUUUCGGUCACCAGACUCUGAACAUGCCGCAUCCUGCCCGAGACUGCACCUCUGCAGGUUGUGACAGGGCACCCUUGAGAAGCCCCUCAACCCUGGGCCGCCUCCAGGUGCUACCCAGGAGUCCCCUCCAUGUACACACACACAACUCAGGGAAGGAGGUCCUGGGACUCCAAGUUCAGUGCUCCAGGUCUGGGACAGGGCCUGCAGUCAGGCUGGCAGUGGCCGGGUACGGGGAGGGAACUGGUGCAUAUUUAGACUCAGGAAUAAAGAUUUGUCUGCUCAA
This is a messenger RNA of Piliocolobus tephrosceles (Ugandan red Colobus), 2662 nucleotides long. It is a transcript of the gene SLC26A6, whose product is annotated as solute carrier family 26 member 6. The record is from RefSeq and is a predicted model, not a curated record. Gene Ontology annotation, cellular component: membrane. Gene Ontology annotation, molecular function: secondary active sulfate transmembrane transporter activity. Gene Ontology annotation, biological process: sulfate transmembrane transport. The transcript is spliced from 22 exons. Lineage: Eukaryota; Metazoa; Chordata; Mammalia; Primates; Cercopithecidae. The coding region runs from base 430 to 2400 and encodes 656 amino acids.